AUGAGUAACCACAAUCCUGAGAAGCGCUCUGAAGAGCUCGGCACACCAGAACAAAUGUCGUCAAAGUCGGCUGCGAGCGAUAUCCAUCCGACCGAUACCGUGCACGAGGCGGAAAAUCCUUUCGCAACCCCAGGCACUCAGACUCCAAAUGCUGCUGCUACUUCAAGAGUUCCCUUCUCGGAGUCCAGGCCAGAGAGCUUGACCGGCUCAAGUGGCGCUACGUCGGGCUACCAGUACUUUCCACGAGGAGAGUAUUUUCGAUCUCGGCGUAUCAAGAAGGGCGAGAUUGAGCGGCCCUGGCUUGACAAGAAAGAUCCCAGGGAGAAGUGGAUGACCAUCAUACCACUCAUCGGUCUCUUCCUUGGACUCUGUGUCGUCGGUAUACUUGUCUGGGACGGCGUCCGCAGCGUGGCACAGCACAAGUAUUGUGAGGUUCUCAACGAUGACUUCACCACAUGGAACAGCAAUGUAUGGACGAAGGAAGUUGAAGUUGGCGGCUUCGGCAACGGACAGUUCGAGAUGACAACUAACUCGGAUGAGAACGUCUUCGUCAAGGACGGAGUACUCACGAUCAUGCCGACGUUGCAGGACUCAAGUAUAUUGGACACCAACCACGUCAUCGAUCUGCGUGGUCAAGGUUGUACUGGCUCCAAGUGGACCGACUGCGUGACGUCGACCAACACGACUAACGGCACAAUCAUCAGCCCAGUCAAGUCUGGUCGUAUCAAUACUAAGCUGGGUGCUUCGAUCAAGUUCGGCCGUGUUGAGGUUCUCGCUAAACUUCCAGCCGGAGACUGGUUAUGGCCUGCGAUUUGGAUGUUACCACGAGACAAUGUCUACGGAGAGUGGCCUCGCUCCGGUGAAAUUGAUAUCAUGGAGUCUCGUGGAAACAACUUCACCUAUAAGCAAGGUGGAAACAACAUCGCGUCCAGCACUUUGCACUUCGGCCCCGAUGGUGACAACGAUGGCUGGUGGCGCAACAACGUCAAGCGCAAGGCCCUUCACACUACUUAUGCUUCUGACUACAACGUCUAUGGUGUCGAAUGGAGCGAGAAAUACAUCUUCACAUACAUCAACUCACGCCUCCUGCAAGUUAUGUACACACACUUUGAUGAGCCUUUCUGGUCUUAUGGCAAAUUCCCACUCGCCGACUCCAAUGGCACGCGGCUGCAAAACCCAUGGGCGCAGACCAACAGCAACACUUCACCAUUUGACCAAGACUUCUAUCUUGUGAUCAAUGUGGCUGUAGGAUCAACAAAUGGUUGGUUCCAGGAUGGCGGCGCUGGCAAGCCAUGGCUGGACGGUAGUCCUACCGCGAAGAAAGAUUUCUGGAGCGCGAAGGACCAAUGGUACCCUACGUGGCAGGACGGAGGUCAGAUGGAGGUCAAGAGUGUAAAGAUGUGGCAGCAGAGUGGGUACAAUGGUUGCACCGCUUAAGUUGAGCUGAAUGACUAGCUGGUUGCGAGUGGCAGUUGGUGUUCGGGUACAGUAACACUUUACUUUGGCGUUGCCGGUGGCGCGCUCACGGUCGCGCAUGGCGCAUGGCGCAGAUUUUUCCUUCACAGGCUUAUGAUAAUUCUACCAUUAUUUCACGACCAUAGUUCAAAUGCAAUUGAGUGUGUUGCUCG
Parastagonospora nodorum SN15 is the source of this 1628-nucleotide messenger RNA. RefSeq lists its product as hypothetical. Bases 1 to 1437 code for a protein of 478 amino acids. Gene Ontology annotation, molecular function: hydrolase activity, hydrolyzing O-glycosyl compounds. The record is from RefSeq and is a predicted model, not a curated record. The transcript has 3 exons. Lineage: Eukaryota; Fungi; Ascomycota; Dothideomycetes; Pleosporales; Phaeosphaeriaceae. Gene Ontology annotation, biological process: carbohydrate metabolic process.